AUGGCUCGCAAUGCUGAAAAGGCGCAAAGUACGCUCUUCCGAUGGAGGGCCCAGCAAGCGGCGGACCUGGGCAUUCUUGACACAACCCGUACACGACGACCAAAGGCCAUAUCACAGCAAGAAUCCGUACCGACGUGUGAGCGCUGGCGCGGUCAGGUGCUGAAGGAAAUCUCGCGCAAAGUGUCCAAAAUCCAGGACCUUUCACUCUCAGACUUCCAAAUCCGCGACAUCAACGACGAACUCAACAAACUUUUCAAAGAGAAAUGGCAAUGGGAGAUGCGGAUUCGCGAGCUUGGAGGACCAAACUAUAUGCGAGGCGGUGGACGUGUGGUCGAUGAGGAGGGUCGGGAGAUCCAAGGAGGAGGAAAAGGAUAUCGCUACUUUGGGAGAGCAAAGGAGUUGCCGGGAGUCAAAGAGCUGUUCGAGGCCGCAAAGGUCAAGCCCCAAGAUGAAAAGGCUCUGGAGACACGCUCGGAUCUUCGUCAAAAAGUUGAUGCUUCCUACUACGGCUACAAUCUAGAUGAGGAGGAUGGCACGCUACUGGCCUACGAGGCACAGAAAGAGAAGGAAGCAUUUGCGCAUAUCAUGGAGAACCAAGAGGCCAACGACGUUGACUGGGAACCUUUGCCUGGAGACUCUGGAGAUGGUGUCGCAUGGACUCUCCCAACUGCGGAAGAAGUCGAGGCCGAGCUCAUCGAAAGAAGAAAACGAAAGCUUCUGGACAAGUUGUGA
This is a messenger RNA of Aureobasidium subglaciale EXF-2481, 732 nucleotides long. RefSeq lists its product as uncharacterized. The record is from RefSeq and is a predicted model, not a curated record. Gene Ontology annotation, cellular component: post-mRNA release spliceosomal complex; catalytic step 2 spliceosome; post-spliceosomal complex. The coding region runs from base 1 to 732 and encodes 243 amino acids. Lineage: Eukaryota; Fungi; Ascomycota; Dothideomycetes; Dothideales; Saccotheciaceae. Gene Ontology annotation, biological process: generation of catalytic spliceosome for second transesterification step; mRNA 3'-splice site recognition. The transcript is spliced from 2 exons.